Cantharellus anzutake is the source of this 2507-nucleotide messenger RNA. RefSeq names its product WD40-repeat-containing domain protein. Gene Ontology annotation, cellular component: mRNA cleavage and polyadenylation specificity factor complex. NCBI's taxonomy places the organism in Eukaryota, Fungi, Basidiomycota, Agaricomycetes, Cantharellales, Hydnaceae. Gene Ontology annotation, molecular function: protein binding. The record is from RefSeq and is a predicted model, not a curated record. The coding region runs from base 189 to 2048 and encodes 619 amino acids. The transcript is spliced from 8 exons.
AUUCGUGUUUGAGAAACUCGGCGCUUGUGGAUUUAUCAAGCCUACGACGCGCCAGUCAAGUGUGACAGUCGGAAGCGACUGCAAACUUAAGCCUUUACUCAAUCUCGUGACUCUGGACUCCACCUGUACUAAAGCAGUCCCAUUUUUUACUAUCCUUACACUAGUGGCUUUCGAGUGGCUUUGGAACAAUGCCAUCCGAAGCUUCAUUAUCCACCGUCUCAAACUCGAACCCAGGCACACUCCCCGAUUUAAUUCCAAAAGUUGGACCAAAGUUGAAAUCCAGAUGGGAGCCUAAGACCCAUUUGGAACCUGCACGACCCGCACAGGUGGACAUCGACAGGCUAAAUGAGAAGGAGAUGAUAGCAAAUCUUGCUGCGUCUCCUGAAGCACCCGAAUACAUAAAAAAUCCGAAAAAGAUAAGACCGCGACGGACUGUGGACUUGUAUGGAGGAUAUGCACGAUGGAAUAUGGUCCGGAAACAGCGGCCUAACCCCACCUACACCCCUGCAAUUCGACCUGCACCACCGUUUAUAAUUGAUUUAUUGCCACCGAAGGCGUAUUCAAACAAUUCUUCCACAUCUAUCUGUACCAAAUUCGUCCACACUUCCACGAACAAAAUACGCUUCCCCGUAAACGUCGUCACCUGGACACCUGAAGCUCGACGGGUGUUAACAGGCUCUACCAGUGGUGAAUUCACACUGUGGAAUGGCCUAACUUUCAACUUUGAGACCAUCCUCCAAGCGCACGACUCGCCUAUCCGAACGUUCCAGUUCAACCAUGCAGGUUCAUAUCUCGUCUCUGCAGAUCAAUCUGGAAUUAUCAAGUACUUCCAACCGAACAUGAAUAAUGUUGCGGUUUGGAAUGGUCAUCGGGAAGCUAUCAGCGGGCUGAGUUGGAGUCCGGAUGAUACGAGGUUUGCAACGUGUAGUGAUGACAAGUCGAUCAAGCUCUGGCAAUUUGAAGUGAUGAGCGAGGAGAGAGCAUUGACGGGUCAUGGCUGGGAUGUCAGAUGUGUCCAGUGGCAUCCGACGAAAGGCCUCCUAGCUUCUGGUAGCAAGGAUAAUCUUGUCAAAUUCUGGGACCCGCGGACGGCCCAAUGCUUAUCUACCUUGCAUUACCAUAAAAAUACUGUCCAAUCUCUUGAAUGGAGUCCAAAUGGAGAUAUGAUCGCUACAGCCUCCCGGGAUCAAACUGUACGAGUGUUUGACGUUCGAGCAAUGAAGGAGUUUGGGGUCUAUAAGGGGCACAAGAAAGAAGUGUGUUCCAUAGCAUGGCACCCUGUUCACCACGAGCUUCUCUGUUCAGGCGGAGCUGAUGGUCAACUUAUUUAUUGGCUUCUUCACUCUCCCGAACAUGUCGCUAUGAUCGAACAAGCGCAUGAAAGUAACAUUUGGUCGUUGGCGUGGCAUCCACUAGGCCACAUCCUUUGUACCGGGUCGAGUGAUUACAUGGUUAGGUUUUGGUGCCGUGAUAGACCAGGUGAACGAUCGGGUGCAGGAGCCGGCGGUGUUGGGAACGGUGUGGGAGGGGAGAAAGGUGGCGGGGAUGAUGAGGAAGAUGAGUAUGUUCCUGGUUUCGCUGCUUCUUAUGGAGGCGCACAACAUGGAAGUGAUCACAUGGAUUAUGAGAUGGGAGGAGGGAUGUGGGGCGGUGCUGGCGGGUUUGGUGCACCCGUGGGUGGGAUGAAUGGAGCGCAGGAUGACUUUAUCCCUGGAUUUGGAGGUGGGGCUGCAUCCGCUGCUGCUGCUAUGGCAGGCAUGAAUGGAGCUAUGAGUGCAGGCGGAGGUUCACACAAUAACAGACCACCUUUUUUGCCUCCCAUCCCGGGGGGACAUAAUCAAGAUGGGCCGUCAUAUAGAGACAGUAGGGAUAGAGAUAGGGAUAGGGAUGACAGAGGAGGUGGGAGUCGGUUUGACAGGGAUAGGGAUCGGGGAGCGUAUAAUGAUUGGGAUCGAGACAAUCGAGAGGUCGCGGUGGGAGGCACGGAGAUAGAGACAGGGAUAGAGACCGGGAUCGGGAUAGAGAGAGGGAUCGAGAUAGAGAUGUAGACCGGGAAAGGGAUAGAGAUUACCGUGGGGGGAGGGGGCGAGGACGAGGCCGUUCGUAUUAUUAGAAUGUGUGUAGGUGGUGUCUGUGCACACGGCAUUCUAGGAGUCGCCAUCAAGUUUGCCUGCAAAUUGAUGAGUUGUGAGCCACGUCGUCUGCUUAGAGUGGAAGGUGUCAUAUUUUGUUAAUCAUUAAUGCAAUGAGGGUGGAAUGAUGACCAAUUCGAUGUGGAGGUGUGAAUGUUCGGCGUUCAAGUGAUCAGCACUAGCUACUCAUCCACGAGGCGCUUUACUCAUCAAUCGUCGUGUUUCAAUGUCAUCCUACGACAGCUAGAUGAAGCAACAAAUACAUUUGCACUUGAAGCGGGAAUGGGUUUGUCAACGAAAGUAGUCACCUGCAUGUUGCUAAUCCUUCCAAGUGGCCGACGAUUCCGAUAACAAAUAUUGACCGACAAUGGAUUC